AUGGACGACGAGGUCAUUGCUCAGGCACGCAUGCCGACCGACAGCUUCUCGUCUGGAUUCUCCAUCUCUGAUGCGCCCACCGAGGGCAUCUCGUUCGCAGCGAUGGCCGCCCCCGACGAGGCGAAUGGCGGCGCACGGGCGGCAGGCUCAUCCUCCGCCGCGCCGAACGCCUCAGCCGGCUCUUUUCUCGAGCAGAUGAAUCGCGCGGAAGACGAAGCCGAGCUCCGUGAGGAGGUGGUCGAGCACGAAAGCGAAGAGCUCGCCGAGGUGCGACUCUUGCUGGAAUCGACCGCGGUCGGCGGGCGCGGGCCAGUCCCUUCGUCGUCGUCGCUGCCGAAUCGCAAUCCCAACUCCAUGGAUACUCGCGCAGAUGGCCAUCCAACCGUCAAGCAAAGCAGCAGCGGCGACAGUGGUGAGGGCACACCGCAACAACAACAACAGCAACAACAACAACAACAACAACAACAGCAGCAGCAAGAAGCCGCGAUGGACGCUGGCAGCCACGACAGCAAUGGCAUCACUUUCGACGACGCUGCUGCCACCGAGAACGAGAACGAGAACGACGCGGAUGGCUUUGCAGACGCGGUCGCGCUUCCAGUGGGAGGCCCCAAAAAGGUCAUGUCUGUGGAAAUUAUCAAAACCAUGGUCGAAACAGUCAAAAAGCGGUGCAUUGGCGCACUCGAUUACCCACUCCUUGAAGAGUACGACUUUCGAAACGACACGGUCAAUCCGAACCUGGACCUCGACCUCAAGCCGAUUGCGACUCUCCGUCCGUACCAAGAAAAGAGCCUCAACAAGAUGUUUGGCAACGGACGAGCGCGAUCGGGCGUGAUUGUCUUGCCGUGCGGCGCCGGCAAAACGCUGGUCGGCGUGACUGCCACUUGCACUGUGAAAAAGCGCACGCUUGUGCUGUGUACCUCUGGCGUUGCUGUCGAGCAAUGGGCGCGACAGUAUCAAAUGUGGUCGACCAUCCAUCCCGACCGGAUUGCGCGCUUCACGUCCGACUCGAAAGACCCGCCCCAGGACUGCGGCAUUGUCAUUAGCACCUAUUCGAUGGUGGCCUUCUCGGGCAAACGCUCAGCCGAGUCGGAAGUCAUCAUGCAGUUCAUGCAAAACACCGAGUGGGGUUUGGUGGUCUUGGAUGAGGUGCACGUCGUGCCUGCAGACAUGUUCCGCAAGGUUCUCAUGACCGUGUCGGCGCACUGCAAGCUCGGCCUCACGGCCACGCUCGUUCGCGAGGACGACAAGAUUACGGAUCUCAACUUUCUCAUUGGCCCCAAGCUGUACGAGGCGAAUUGGAUGGAUUUGCAAAAGCGUGGCUUUAUCGCGCGCGUUUCUUGCGCCGAGGUCUGGUGCCCCAUGUCGCCAGAGUUUUACAAGGUGUAUCUUGAGACGCGAACGCGCAAGCGGCAGCUUCUCGAGUGCAUGAAUCCGUUAAAGUUUCAGACGUGCCAAUUCCUCAUUCGCUACCACGAAAAGCGCGGUGAUAAAAUCAUCGUGUUUAGUGAUAACGUGUUUGCUCUCAAGGUGUACGCGACCAAGAUGGGCAAGCCAUUCAUUUAUGGUCAGACGGGCCAGACGGAGCGCAUGCGCGUCCUGCAGCACUUCCAACACAAUGCCGGUCUGAGCACCAUCUUUAUCUCAAAGGUCGGCGACAACUCGUUCGAUCUACCAGAGGCGAAUGUCCUGAUUCAAAUUUCGGCACACUACGGCUCGCGUCGACAGGAGGCCCAGCGUCUCGGCCGCAUUUUGCGUGCCAAGAAGGGCUCGCUCGCGGAGGAGUACAAUGCCUUCUUUUACUCGUUGGUCUCGCAAGACACGUCGGAAAUGUACUACUCUGGAAAGCGCCAGCAGUUCUUGGUGGACCAGGGCUACACGUUCAAAGUCAUUACGAAACUGGAGGGCAUGGAGGACAUUCCCGAUCUCGCCUACCGCAGCAAGACCGACCAGCUGGAUUUGCUCACGACCGUCAUCCAGGCCAACGACGCGGACGCCGAGGACGAGAAGCUUGGCGGUGAUGAUUUGCUGACGGGCGGAGAAGCGCGCAGUGCUGCCGGGGCGUCUGGCAAGAAGUCACGCAAAGCAGCAACGCGGCGGAUUGGCAGCAUGCAGUCGCUUUCGGGUGCUGACGGUAUGGCCUACAUGGAGACUUCUGUCGCCAAGAAGAAGCCACGCCUCGAUCUUCGCCAAGAAAUUCUCAGAAAGUACAGUCGUCGCUAA
Molecule: messenger RNA, 2220 nt
Organism: Capsaspora owczarzaki ATCC 30864
Lineage: Eukaryota; Filasterea; Ministeriida; Capsasporidae
Product: DNA repair helicase RAD25
Exons: 2
Coding region: 1-2220 (739 amino acids)
Biological process (GO): nucleotide-excision repair; transcription initiation at RNA polymerase II promoter
Cellular component (GO): transcription factor TFIIH holo complex; transcription preinitiation complex; nucleotide-excision repair factor 3 complex
Molecular function (GO): DNA binding; ATP binding; hydrolase activity
Source: RefSeq, a predicted model, not a curated record